Messenger RNA from Octopus bimaculoides (California two-spot octopus), 4637 nucleotides. RefSeq lists its product as uncharacterized. The record is from RefSeq and is a predicted model, not a curated record. NCBI's taxonomy places the organism in Eukaryota, Metazoa, Mollusca, Cephalopoda, Octopoda, Octopodidae. Gene Ontology annotation, cellular component: Cul4-RING E3 ubiquitin ligase complex. Gene Ontology annotation, molecular function: protein binding.
CUUUACACAGACCCUGCAUACAUAUUAAUAAUUGUAAAUAACAACAGUAAGCAAUAUCAGCAGAGAAAAUUAAAAUAAUGACAAGUAAGUAAAUUAUCAAAAAGAGAAGAGAUUUAUGAGUUUUUGUCAUAAGAGAUGGGAUGUUCACCAAGUUCAAUGCCAGCACAGACUGAGAAGUCACAAAACAAGGCAAAAUCGAAACUCUCAACAUCACAGGCCUCGAAUCAACUGGAGGACAUGGAUCCAUUGGCUGUUGAUGUAAGAAGAAAACCUUUCGAUUCACCACAUUCUACAGAAUCCCUUUCUGCAGAUCUUUUGAAUAUUGCAGAAAAUUUUAAUCAACCAGAAAAGAAAAUUUUGUCAACAUCAAAGGUCAUUUUUACAGAAAAUUCUAAGAUGGAAUUUAACCAAAUGCAAGACAUACAAUAUAGCUGCCUGUGGUCAUCAGCCCAAAGCAAAUGGCCCAUACGUUGCUAUGCUCCAUUGAAGUUCAAUAUCAAUAGCCAUUACGGUGGCUGUUGCUCUCUCGUCUUCAUAUCAAAUGCUUAUGGCUCAGAAGGGUCCAACACCACAGCACAGAUAUUUCUGCUGCGUUCUGGCUUCAAUUGCAAUCAUUUUGCAGUAGUCUCAAUAGUUCAAAGUUAUCAAGGUCAUUUAAUCCCGGCUAAUAGUUUUAUAACUAAUGAGAAUGGAGAACUCGUUGUUGACUGCUUCUCUGGAUCAAAUCAUGUGAUGUUAUUGUCAAACUGGAAAGUCAAUGGACAUUGUGGACAUGGCUUCGUGUUUAAAGGAAGCGAUGAUUGUGAAGAAUAUACUAAUUGCCCACUCAAUGUAAAUGGUUGUUAUGAUAAGAUUCAUGGAGGUGGCUGCAGCCUCAUUAUCUGCAGUGCCCUUCAAGAAAACACAGUUGUCAGUGCAUGUUAUCUCAUCCGCAGUGGGCACAAAGGAAAUAUAUUUCAGAAGUCAUUCAUUAAAGGUGAAGAUCAGUGGGAGUUUUCUGUUAAUUCAAGUGGUCAACUGUUGGUGAAAGGCUGUACACACUCUGUUUAUAGUUUAUAUCAUAACCAAGAAAAUCUUAACAACAACAAUAAUAAGGCAAAAACCAUUUUUGUAUCAAACCAUGAUGGCUCUUUGCAUUCCAAAUUGAUUGAAUUUUCGUACUGUCUCCCUCAUGCAUCCUUAAUUGCACUCUGUUCUCAUUCUUGUGGCCAGCAAGAUGCAACUUCAGCAUCUGUAUAUUUAAUCACAUUGUCCAAAGGAACCACUCGGGUGUUACUUUUGUCUGAGAGUUUUGGAGAGGGUUGCAUUCAUCGCAGUGAAUGGAAAUUUGAAGUGGAUAAAGUCACUAAAUUUCUUCAGGUGUGUGGUCCACCAGGUCCAGCCAGAUUUGCUCUAAUAACAAAUAUCAAAGAAGAAACAUCAAAUUUGACUGAACUCCAAUCAAAAGAUAUUUGUGUUGUUACUGGUGGUAGUGAUGAGGGUUUAUUUAUGGGAUGUGUGGAGAUUGGAGAAGGGAGAAUCAAUGGCAUUCUGAACAGAAGAUGUGUCAUAUAUAUUUCAGUGAAUAGUUCGAUUGUAGCACAGAUACAAACAGAAGAGCUGGUAGCAACUGGCUCCAAUUGGAUCUUUAACAGACAGUGGGCAGAAAAUGAAAUCCUGCUUGGUCUGAAUCUUGUGCAAGUUUUUGCUUAUCUCAUCACUGAUCAAACACAAAAAAUUGAACUUCAGGGCUCACCAUGUCAGUUGAUCAAACAACCAAUUGGAGUGGUUGUUGCCAUUAACUGUGGAGGACCUUCUUACCAAUCACUGGUUGACAAUGUUGUUUAUGUAAGCGAACACUCUCAGUUUGCCAACUACUCUUAUUCCUAUGUAUUCGGAAGCCGAUGGAAAUGUCUUGGAGGUAUCAAAGCAAAUGUUUCAGUCACACAACAAAUCACUGGAACUGAAGAUAACUUUCUGUAUCUUACAUCUCGAAGCCCUGAUGUUGAGGCUGCUGAGGAACAAGAUGUCAUAUAUACAUUUGAUGAUGUUUCUAAUGGCAACUUUAUUCUUCGGUUGCACUGCCUAGUAGUCAAUUGUGGCCGGAUAACUGUCAAUGGAGAAAAUAUUUCACAGAAGGUUCAAUCCCAGUUUCACCAACAGUAUGAGAUAUCUCCUGGAUGUCAUGCUCAUACAGCAGACAUAUAUGUAACAAUAACUGACCACCACUUGAGAAUAUGUUCCAAAGAUACAGCUCUCUGUGCUUUUGUCCUUUUUAACCCCACUCUUCUGAAGAAACACUUGCCAGCCAAACAACAGGUGUUUCUAGACAGUUCGUACUUGGUAGAAUCUUUUAAACCAAUUCAACAUACCUUACUGAAAAAGGAAGUCAAAAUUGUUGGCUGGUCACAGAAUCUACUUCAAAAUGCAAGUGGAGAGCAAAACAGUAUGGUACACUGGAAUGCCUAUGGUGACUGGACAAUAGAUGAAAGUGGUCAUGGCAUGAAAAAGGCUUUCAUUACGUCCCACAUGAGAUGUACCAAACAACAGGAAGUAGACCUCACUGAAUUCUUCUGUGUUGACUAUUUAGAUACAUCACCUGACAUCCAGGUCUCUGAGUGGUACCGAGAGGGAGUGUGUGGUGGAGGAUUCUAUUCCAUGACGGCUUCUUUAAUGGAUGAAAAUGGAACGAUCAUGAAACAAUUCACAACUGGAGAAAUUGGAAAAAUUUACAAAAACAAUGAGUGGCAGGAAGUAAGCGUCACAUUUUCAAACUAUGGCCCUGGGGUUCGAGGUGUUGCAAUUGAAUCAUAUGGCAAAGAUGAUAAAUACUGGGAUGGUCACUAUGGCACACUUAUGUCUGCUGCUAUGGUCAGAGUGAAACGCGAGUCUCGUCCAGCUGACAAUGAUGUCUACGACGAUAUAAACCUGAGCUCCUGGUUGACUGAUGGUCAGUUUCAGAUAUCAGAACUAGACAAAAUACUGGCUAAACUGUUGAAGGACAAUAAUAAGUUGAUGGUAGAUAACUUUGUCAAGGAUAUAUGUAGAGAAACAGAAGAGGAAGAAAAUAGAAAUAUCAAAUGGAAAGCAAAGAAACAAAAGUUGAAAUUCCAUGAGGUGAAGAAACAAAGAGAGGUUCGGCUGUAUGUGUCAAGUACUUUCAAAGAUGUCACAAAGGAAAGAGAAGAAUUAAUCAAAAAAACAUUUCAAGAGCUCAACCAAGAAUGUAUGGAUCGAAGAAUUUUUUUCUCUUAUGUUGAUCUAAGAUGGGGAAUAAGCCAAGAACAGAAUCAGCAUGAAAAAACUAUUGCAAAUUGUCUUCAAGAAAUUGAGAGAUGUCGCCCUUACUUCAUUUCUUUAAUGGGAGAAAAAUUUGGUUGGAGCCAGAGAGAAGACAAACCUGAUAUUGUCCUUAAUGAGAGUUUUAAUUAUGCCAUUGAACAUAUCAGUGAUUUAAAAUGGUUGGAAGAGUGUCGUUAUGGAGUCAGUGUAACACAGCUUGAAAUUCAGCAUGCUGUUCUGAAUGAUGUGAUUCAUUCCAAGGAACAGAGUUUCUUCUAUCUAAGGGACCUACCAGAUACUCACCAAAUCGACAAUGAAGAAUACAAAGUGUACCUGCCAGAGUCAGAGUGGCACAAGGAAAGACAACAAUCAUUGAAGAACUUGAUUUUGUCAAACAAGGAUUUAAACAGUAAGAAAUACAAAACAACAAGUGAAGUCUGUGAAUUUGUGAAAAAGGACAUUAUUAAAUGUUUGGAGAAAGAUUUCCCUCAAGGCAGUGAACUGUCAGAGCUAGAAGAAAGAUGGCAAGCUCACCAGGCAUUUGCAGAUGUCAGACGACAUGUCUAUAUUGGAGGGGAUACAUAUUUCCAGCAGAUUGAUGAUUUUAUGGAAACUUCACAAAACCCUAUUGUCAUUCUUGGGGAGUCUGGUUGUGGUAAAUCAUCUCUGCUAGCAAACUGGUGCUUCAGACUUGAACAGAAGGAACCUGAUACAUUCCUCUUUUUACAUUUCAUUGGAAGUUCACCUGAAAGUUGUUCAAGCCUGAAAAUGUUACACAGAUUAUAUGAAGAGUUGAAAGCUUCUUUUGGACUAGAAGUUGAGAUUCCAUUUUCUGAUGCAACAAUUCUUCAAAAUUUAACAAAAUGGUUGAAACUAGUUGGAACAAGAAGAAAAUGUGUGUUGGUCUUUGAUGCUUUGAAUCACCUUGAUAGUGCUUUGGGACGUGGAAACACAAGCACACAAGUUGAUCUUUCGUGGAUACCUCUGUUAAAUUCAUCUAAGAAUGUAAACAUCUUGUUGUCAACUCUUCCAGGAAAAGUUUGUAAAAACAUCAAAGACUUUGGUUGGCCUUGCAUUCAAAUUGAACCCUUGACCCUUAAACAGAAGAGCGAAAUUAUUGACAUAUACUUUCAGAAAACAUAUGGCAAGACAUUAAGCAGCGAACAAAGAGAGCUGAUAGUGGCCAUACCACAGAGUGACAAUCCACUUUUUCUGCGAGCUCUCUUGGAUGAAAUUCGAAUCCAGGGUGACUUCUCUACUCUGACUACCCUGACCACCACCAUGCACAAGUAUGUGAUUGCUAGCUGCCCACGGGAUUUAUUUUGCAUGAUUUUGGCCCGUCUUGAGAAAGAUUUCAAUGAUGAAUUUGGAGACAC